Molecule: messenger RNA, 1162 nt
Organism: Balaenoptera acutorostrata (minke whale)
Lineage: Eukaryota; Metazoa; Chordata; Mammalia; Artiodactyla; Balaenopteridae
Gene: GSTM4
Product: glutathione S-transferase mu 4
Exons: 8
Coding region: 86-769 (227 amino acids)
Biological process (GO): glutathione metabolic process
Molecular function (GO): glutathione transferase activity
Source: RefSeq, a predicted model, not a curated record
CAGGCCACACCCAGGCUUGAUCCAGGCACCCGGAUGAACUUCCACAGCGGUGCGAAGAGAGUACCCCGAUCCACGAACCCUGACCAUGGCAAUGACCCUGGGUUACUGGGACAUCCGCGGGCUGGCUCACGCCAUCCGCCUGCUCCUGGAGUACACAGACUCAAACUAUGAGGAGAAGAAGUACCCGAUGGGGGACGCUCCCAGCUAUGACAGAAGCCAGUGGCUGCAUGAAAAAUCCAAGCUGGGCCUGGACUUCCCCAAUCUGCCCUACUUAAUUGAUGGGGCUCACAAGCUCACCCAGAGCAACGCCAUCCUUCGCUACAUUGCUCGCAAGCACAACAUGUGUGGGGAGACAGAGGAAGAGAAGAUUCGCGUGGACGUACUGGAGAACCAGGUUAUGGAUGUCCGCUUGUGCAUGGCCAUGAUCUGCUACAGCUCUGACUUUGAGAAACUAAAGCCUGAUUACUUGAAGGAGAUCCCUAAAACGAUGAAGCUCUUCUCAGAUUUUCUGGGGAAGAGGCCCUGGUUUGCAGGGGACAAGCUCACCUAUGUGGAUUUCCUGGCUUACGACAUCCUUGACAUACACCGCAUAUUUGAGCCCAAGUGCCUGGAUGAAUUCCCAAACCUGAAAGACUUCAUUUCCCGUUUUGAGGGCUUGAAGAAGAUCUCUGCCUACAUGAAGUCCAGUCGCUUCCUCCCAGGCCCUCUGUUUCUAAAGACUGCUGUGUGGGGCAACAAGUACUGCCCUGUAACCAGGAGACGGGAGUGAGGAGCCAUUGCCCUAGAGACCAGGUGGACCUCCCUGUGCACAGAACCAUCUGUCUUUUUCUUUCUCCUUCUUUUCACUCUAGAUGCCGUCUUGGCCCCCUUUAUCUCCCUCCCAACCCCUUUUUCAUCCAUCCUUUAUUCAGUUCCCCACUUUUCUUCAGCAAAGUUCCUCCCCACCCCACAUUAUCCCUCCUGCACUAAAGCCAACCAGAUUAUCCUUCCCUUCCAUGGUUGCUUCUGCUCUGAGGAGCCCAACCAGACCCCUGGCCCAUAGGGCUCUGCUCUGAGCUCCCAGCACUGUCCUGAAGAUCAGAAUUGGCCUGGUGUACAGGCCCUGCUUCCCAGUGUGGUUCCUGCCCAGCCCUGUCUGAUCCCCAGUAAAGCCUUAAUGAUA